GUGAAUCUUUCCCUGAUUGGUUCCGGCCUCGAUACCCUCUCUGAUUGGCGGAGCGGGGGUUGCCGUGGCGACGUGGCCCGAGCGUUAGGGGGAGCCGGCGCCGCCGCAACGAUGGUGCCGGGGGGCGGCCUGAAGCAGCCCCAGUGCCAUGAAGCCAGGAUCUGCAUGUGGAAGUACCUGGACGUUCACUCCAUGGACCUCAUCGACAAGGCGCAGACCACUGAUGAGCUGAAGAGGGUGCUGGCGGAGCUGUUCCAGCUGCAGGGCUGGGAUUCAGACCCACGGGCCGCCAUCUUGCUGGAUCUCUACUUCUACACGGUGCAGUUCAGCCGGGAACACAGCUUCACCCGGGAGCAAAGCUCCGCCUUCUUCGCCAUCGUCAAAGACACCCACGAGGCCUGUGUGGAGACACCACUGCCCAAUGUGGAGGAAUGUUACCGCUACUUCACCGAGCUGCUCUUCUGCCACGCCGUGCGGCGGCCUCCAUUCAGCAUCGACCUCUUCAGCCAGGAGCAGCUGGCACUCAUGAGUGACUACGUGGUGAACACCUACUUCCGCCACUUCAAGCUGUACAAAUACGCCUUCACACCCCAGGUCCGGCUGGACAUAUCGCUGUCCUACGUGGGAAUGCCGGAGCCGGAGCCCGCAGCCGAGCUGGGAGAACAGGGUGAGAGCGUGACGGUGCCUGUGCCCCCAGCGCAAGAGGAGGAAGCCGACAGUGGAACCACAGCCCCCAGGGAGAGCCCCAGGGCCCCGCUGCGGGAAUACAUCUCGGCUCAGCUCUGCCAGGAGCUGGCCCAGCUGCGGCUGGCGGUGGAGGAGCGGCUACGGGCGAGCGAGGAGCAGUUCAAUGCUAAGCUGGCCCUGCUGGAGAAGGUGCCCAACUCCCCCAAAGGGGGCAGCCGGGGCCACCAGAAGUGAGGGGAGAGGAGAGGGCAAUAAAGGACUCCGAUUCUA
Trachemys scripta elegans is the source of this 957-nucleotide messenger RNA. It is a transcript of the gene CFAP119, whose product is annotated as coiled-coil domain containing 189. Bases 112 to 921 code for a protein of 269 amino acids. The record is from RefSeq and is a predicted model, not a curated record. NCBI's taxonomy places the organism in Eukaryota, Metazoa, Chordata, Testudines, Emydidae. The transcript has 9 exons.